Elaeis guineensis (African oil palm) is the source of this 3125-nucleotide messenger RNA. The record is from RefSeq and is a predicted model, not a curated record. Lineage: Eukaryota; Viridiplantae; Streptophyta; Magnoliopsida; Arecales; Arecaceae.
AACUAAAUUCAUGGAUCUUAAAGGAACCCAACUUCUACUUCUACUUUUGUUCUUUGCUUUUCUGUGUGCUCAAGUGAGUAAACUCAGUGGAGAUUCUAUCCCAGGCUGCAUACCCAUCGAAAGGAAUGCUCUUCUUGGGUUCAAAGAAGGCCUCAAAGAUCCCACCAAUAGGCUAUCUUCUUGGGUGGGUGACGACUGCUGCACAUGGGAAGGCGUGGCCUGUGACAACCGGACUGGCCAUAUUGUCAAGCUAGACCUCCGCAACCCUUACCCAUUUUCUGACAUUGGGGAUCUUCCUUAUAACCAUUGGUCCUUGGGAGGUGAGUUAAAGCCUUCCAUGCUUGCUUUGAAACACCUGAAUUAUCUUGACCUGAGCAUGAACAACUUUGGAGGAAUUCGCAUCCCAGAAUUCAUGGGCUCGUUCCGGCUGCUCAAAUAUCUUAACAUCUCCAGAGCUGGUUUGGGCGGAAUAAUCCCCCAUCAGAUUGGGAAUUUAUCGAGCCUCCAAUAUCUUGAUCUCUACAACGAUCUUGAUCCCAGCUUUAUAGUUCCUGUUCGUGAAUUCAGCAUUGAUAAUGCCCUCUGGAUUUCUCAUCUUUCUUCUCUGCGGUAUCUCAAUAUGCAGAAUGUGAAAUUCAAAGAAGGUGCUCAUUGGUUGGAAGCACUAAACAUGCUCCCUUCUAUUGUUGAGAUACACUUGCCCCUUUGUGAUAUCAGCACCAUUCCGGUCUCUCUUCCGCAUGUGAAUUUUUCUUCGCUUUCUGUUCUCGAUCUUUCUAUGAAUUCAAUUAAUUCGACGGUGCCCGGUUGGUUGUUCAACAUAAGUAGCCUUGAGUACCUUGAUCUCAGCAAUAAUUUUAUUUCGAUCAUCAUUCCGCCUGCAAUUAAGAAUCUAGCUUCGCUCAAUUUUCUUGAUUUAAACGGUAAUCCAUUUCUUGAAGGCAAAAUCGCUACUGCACUUGGGGAUCUGUGUAAGUUGCAGCAUUUGGGAUUGUCAAAUAUUAAUAUCAGCAAAAAUUUGAAUGAAUUUGAUGAAGUUUUUGCUGGAUGCAUAAAAAAUAGCUUAGAGACUUUGCACAUGCAGAACACCCAGCUUAGCGGUUAUCUACCGGAGUGGUUGGGGGACUUCAAAAUGCUCAAAUCUCUCUAUUUGUAUGACAACUCAAUUUUUGGUCCUCUUCCUGCAUCACUUGGGAGGCUGUCAGCACUUCAAGAAUUCUCUCUUUCCAACAAUAAGUUGAAUGGGACUAUCCCAAGGAGUCUUGGAAGACUUGCAGAGCUGGUUUAUAUAGACCUUGCCAAUAAUAUGCUGAAUGGGACCAUCCCAGAAAGUCUUGAAAGACUCACGGAGCUAGUUUCUUUGGACCUCAGCUACAACUUUUUGGAGGGUCUCAUAUCUGAAGAACACUUUGCCAAUCUCACCAAACUGAAUUAUCUAGAUUUGUCGAAAAAUCAGUUAAUUCUGAAUCUGGCGCUUGAUUGGAUUCCCCCUUUUCAGCUCUCAGAAUUAUAUAUUGGUUCAUGCAAGCUAGGACCACGAUCCGAUCUAGACAUGUCUAGCACAGGAAUUUCAAACACCUUGCCAGAUUGGUUUUGGAGGUCAUUUUCCCAGAUACAAAACUUGGAUAUCUCCAACAAUGGAAUCACUGGUAGUGUACCUGACCUUAUUGACUUCAUCUACCUUGAGUCUUUUAAUUUGAGUUCUAACCACUUUGAGGGACCUUUGCCAAAUUUUAAUUCUUCAAUGUUGUCCCUGUUAGACCUGUCAAACAAUUCAUUUUCAGGAGUGAUUCAUCCCGACAUUGGCAAAAGUAUGCCCAAUUUGAUAUAUCUCUCUCUUUCUACAAACAACUUAAGUGGUGAAAUUCCCUUAUCUCUUUGUCAACUUGACCUUUCUCUUCUUGAUCUCUCAAAAAACCUCUUCUUUGGUGAGCUCCCAUAUUGUUGGAAUCACUCUCUCAAUAUCAUGGUCAUGGAUUUUUCAAGCAACAAUCUAUCUGGAAGCAUUCCUCCGUCAAUCUAUUCAUUACCAAAUCUUGAGUCACUGCAUUUGAGUGAUAAUAAUCUAUCGGGAGAACUCCCUUUAUCCUUGAAGAGUUGUGUAUAUUUAAAUACUCUUGAUCUUGGACAGAAUGGAUUCACUGGUGCCAUACCUAUUUGGAUAGGAGAAAGUUUAUUGUCUUUGAAGAUCCUUAGCUUACGAUCAAAUAAACUUGUUGGAAAUAUUCCUCCUAAUCUAUCAAGACUAAGUGCUCUUCAAAUCUUAGAUCUUGCUCAUAACAAUUUAUCAGGAAGCAUUUCUUCGAGAUUUGGGAAUUUUACUGCCAUGAAAGUGUUGCGGAAGACUUAUGAAACAAUUUUAGAUAAUCAAAAUGAAGCAAGAGCUGUUGCUUCUUACAAGGACAAAAUACAGGUGACCAUAAAAGGAACAAACAUUGAGUAUGCCAUAUUACUUCCACUUGUGAUUGCCAUAGAUCUUUCUGAUAAUAACUUGUCUGGAAUAAUACCAAAAGAAUUGACCAAUCUUUUUGGACUCGUGAGCUUAAACUUUUCUGAAAAUCAUCUAACAGGAGAAAUCACAGAAAAAAUUAGUGCAUUGCAACAAUUGGAGUCACUUGAUUUAUCAAGAAACAAUCUUUUCGGUGAAAUUCCUUCUAGCAUGAUUGCCCUAACUUUCUUGAGUUACUUGAACUUAUCGUAUAACAACUUGUCAGGAAAAAUUCCAACAGGUAAUCAGCUUCAGACCUUUAGUGAUCCAUCUAUCUAUGCUGGUAAUCCUGGUCUUUGUGGGUUUCCAUUACCUCAAAAGUGCAAAGAUAACGAGACAAACCAUAGUCCAAAUGCUAUUGGAGGGGAUGAACAAAAUGAUAAUGCCAUGGAUGAAGAAGGAUUUGAAAUGAAGUGGUUGUAUAUGGGCAUGGGGCCAGGAUUUGCACUAGGUUUCUGGACUAUUUUUGGACCACUAUUAUUCAACAGGAAAUGGAGAGAAGCCUAUUUUCGACAUAUAGAUCAAGUUUAUGAUAUGGUUUAUGUGGCCGUGGCAGUGUUUUUCUCUAGGUUUAAAGAGCAUAGAGUGGGCGCAUGACUGUCUGUAACCUUGAAUUGUGACUACAAUUUUUUUUUCU